AGAGAGAGAGAGAGAGUACAUCAAUAUGGCUACGCCAUGUACGAAAAAUUGAUGUAAGUGUCAAUUAAUAUUACAAUGUGAAUACGGUGAUAACACGAUUAAUUGUUCCCUGUAAUGACUGCCAACUAUUAUUUCGCGAUCGUCGGACAUGCCGAUAAUCCAUUAUUCGAGAUAGAAUUCAAUAAUGCCGGGAAAGAUGCGAAGAAAGAGGACCAUUCCCACUUAAAUCAAUUCAUCGCUCAUGCUGCACUUGAUCUCGUGGAUGAGCAUACAUGGAAGACAACGAACAUGCAUCUGAAAGUUGUAGAUAAGUUCAAUCAAUGGUUUGUUAGCGCAUUUGUGACAGCAACACACAUUCGAUUUGUUAUGGUGCACGAUAGCAAAAAUGAAGAUGGAAUUAAGAAUUUCUUUAAUGAAAUGUACGAGACUUACAUAAAGUAUUCCAUGAAUCCAUUUUACAAAUUGAACACCCCUAUUAAAUCCUUAGGAUUUGAGAAGAAGGCACAGUUGUAUGGCAGAAAAUAUUUAUCAUCAUAAUGGCACCUGAUUUAGCUCUUAGAAUAAAUCAACUGUUUUUCAUCAAAUUAAAAAGUAAACUUCAUAAAAGUAAGAAUGUCAAUAAUUUAUCUUUCUCUAAUGUGUAUAAA
This is a messenger RNA of Harpegnathos saltator (Jerdon's jumping ant), 647 nucleotides long. It is a transcript of the gene Trs20, whose product is annotated as trafficking protein particle complex subunit 2. The record is from RefSeq and is a predicted model, not a curated record. Gene Ontology annotation, biological process: endoplasmic reticulum to Golgi vesicle-mediated transport. The coding region runs from base 115 to 537 and encodes 140 amino acids. The transcript is spliced from 3 exons. NCBI's taxonomy places the organism in Eukaryota, Metazoa, Arthropoda, Insecta, Hymenoptera, Formicidae.